ACCAUUCGUGGCUGGUUUCAAAGAAGACUUAGAUAAAGUAUUUAAAGAUCAUUUGAUGAAAGGUAUAAAAUAAUUAGUAUUCUUCUGAUGAUUACCUAUUUUCAGAUUAUAAAAGAUGAAGAACAAAAAAGUCUCUAGAAUAAAACAUAAAAGUAAGCGAUAUCAGUAUCAAACUAAACCUGAAGAUUUUUUCCAAAUGCAACCAAUUGAUCUUUCAUUAUUAGUAACAACAAAUAGUAUUCCUAACACCAAUGACUAUAAUAAAAUAACAAACAGUCCUCCACAAAAUACAUAUGUUAAUAUGAAAGCCAUUACAGUAUACACAGAAGAAACAGAACCAGGUGAAGAAGAAUACAAUUAUGAAAAUUUUAAAAAAGAAUAUGAAGAACAAUUAGGAAAAGACUUAACUGAUAACAAAUUAUUGAAUUAUACCUAUAAAGAGCAAUCGGAAGAAUAUCCUAAAGACAUGUUACAAAAAUUACUUGAUUUCAAAAAUUGCACGGAAACGUCGAAACAGUUGGGUAUUAAAGCUAUAGAUUGUUUAAUAUAUAAUUAUGAACAUAAAACACCUGCAUUGAAAAAACCUGUGCAGAAAAUGUGGUUGGUUAUUAGAGUUUGGUUCUUCAUUUAUGUAUGUCUUGCAAUUCCGUGUUGGUGUCAAAAAGGUUGGUGUUGCUGUUGCUUUCGUUGCAAGUUUUGUUUCCCUAACAAAAGAAUUUUAUUCUCGAAACAGUAUUACGCGAUUAAUCCUCCUGGUACUCUAGUCACUGAAGUUAAGAAGAAAGGUGAAACACAACAAUUGAUUACAUAUGAACCUACUGAAUUUGAAGAAGAUACGUUCGAACAGUUUGAAACUGUAAUAAGAAAUAUAUAAAUAUAUUUUACAUAUAUUAUUUACCUCAAUAAUAUCCUGUGCCUUUACAUAAUCAUUUUUCCACAAACAUUGAAUAACCAGGCUUU
Molecule: messenger RNA, 960 nt
Organism: Nomia melanderi (Alkali bee)
Lineage: Eukaryota; Metazoa; Arthropoda; Insecta; Hymenoptera; Halictidae
Source: RefSeq, a predicted model, not a curated record